UGAUAUCCUAAUAAGUGGACCUCUGAACAUCACAAAGGACAAGGUCACCUCUGGAGAGUUUGUCCUCAGAUGGACACCCAGGAGUGAUGACAUUGGCGAAUAUUUUCCCAUCUGUUUCAUUGCUGAGAGCUCAGUGAAUAAUACUUCCACCUUCUAUCAGUCUGACAUGAGAUGUGUCAUUGUUCAUGUCGGACUUGAACAUGUUGGACGUGAACAGGUUGCUUCAGCUAAAGUGAUUUGCUCUGAGAAUUUUAUGGCCAUUGAAGUGGACAAAUCACUAUCAGACAGCAUCAGACUAAAUGAGGAUCACCUACGACUCACUGACCCAUCUUGCACACUCUACUCCAACGGCAGUCAUGUCUUUGCCAACAUGUCUCUCAACACCUGUGGCACUGAAGUGGAGGAGGAUGAAAACAAUCUCAUCUUCAGGAAUGAAAUUGUGUCAUUUGAUAACACAAAUGACAUUAUAACAAGAGACCAACAGGUGGAGCUAAGGUUCUUCUGCAAGUACCCUAAAAAAAGCAGUGUGUCCAUAGAGUUUGAUGCUCACAGAGGCCCUUAUGUAUUCAUACAAAAAGGAUUUGGAACUUUCAGCUUUGAGUUUGAAUUCUUCCAAUCAAGUCAAUUUCAAAAUCGGAAGGACCCCAACUCCUAUCCCCUGGAGUAUGAUCUUGGUGAAAUGAUGUACAUGCAGAUCGAAGGCAUCUCUCCAGUCAGCAAUACAGAGCUCUUUGUCGAGUCUUGCACUGCCAGUCCCAGUGAUCACUCUCAAGCCCAUGUUUCCUAUGCAAUCAUUCAAAAUGGGUGCAAGGAAGAUGAAACAGUGCAAUUCUACUCGAACCAUACAAAUAAAGUCCAGUUUGGAAUGAAGGCAUUUAAAUUCAUUGGAUGGCAGGACCAGGUUUACAUCACUUGCUCAGUCAUACUGUGUGAGGCUGGACAUCCCAACACCAGAUGUUCUCAGGGCUGCACCAAUGCCACUGCCCCACCUGCAGUGCAUCACCAUCACAGGAGAGAGGUUACCAUUCAGACCACCAGUCACUCCAUCUCCCAGGGGCCCGUGCGGCUCAGCAGGAAUGCUGACAUCAAGAGUGCUCCAAGCACAGUGCUAAACGAUGGAUUGAACAUGAAUCUUGUUUUCCUCACUGGAUGCCUGCUGGCAGUUGUUGCCAUGGUGUGUGGUGUACUGAUCUACACAAGGCGACCUAGGAUUGAAUAUCAGUUACUACCUUCUUCCAACUAGGUAGCCUUCAUGCACAGCACAUACGUAUACAGAGACUUGUCUUGAAACAAACUAUAUAAACUCCUGGGUUGUGUUUAAAAAUGGCUAAAAACAGCUGAUUAAAUAGAUACACAUUAUUUCCAUGUGCAAUAAUUACAUAUUACUUUUAUUUUUUGGGUUGUGUUUAAAAAUGGUUUAAAACAGCUGAUUAGAUAGAUACACAUUAUUUCCAUGUGAAAUAAUUACAUAUUACUUUCAUUUUUGGGGUUAUGUUUAAAAAUGGCUGAAAACAGCUGAUCAAAUAGAUACACAUCAUUUCCAUGUGAAAUAAUUACAUAUUACUUUUAUUUUUUAGAAAAUGUAACUGUUGGUAAUAAAUGCAUGCUU
Molecule: messenger RNA, 1609 nt
Organism: Clupea harengus (Atlantic herring)
Lineage: Eukaryota; Metazoa; Chordata; Actinopteri; Clupeiformes; Clupeidae
Source: RefSeq, a predicted model, not a curated record